AUGACUUCAACACGCUGCCCCUUCUGCAGCAUCGCAGCAAAAUACCCCCCCAUCUCACCAUCAUCCUUCAGCUCUAACUCUGAAAAUGCCACCAUCACAACCCCGGACUCCCUAGCAUCGCAGUCGGAGUCAUCGCAUGCGUACCUGAUUCUUUCGACGAAAUCCGUUCUCGCGUUUCUGGAUAUUAUGCCGUUGACUCGAGGUCAUGUUUUGGUGACUACGAGGGAGCAUUGUGGGACGGUGGGGGAUGUUGGAGUUACAACUGGGAGGGAGCUUGGACAAUGGAUACCCAUUAUUUCACGGGCUGUGAUGAAGACGCUUUUCGGUGAUGCUGAGGCACAUUGGAAUGUGGUUCAGAAUAAUGGCAUAAGAGCCGCCCAAGUAGUCCCCCACGUCCACUUCCACAUCGUCCCCAGACCACCACUGGACCAGCCGCCCAGUGCAAACAAGACGAGCUAUGUAAUGUUUGGUCGGGGACAAAGGGACGAGCUGGACGAGGAGGAAGGGGAGAAAUUAGCCAGUGAGAUUCGAGAAGAGCUGGCGAGCGAAGUUCAGCGGGUUAGGGAUGUAGAAGGGGUGGACUUGGAGGGAGGUUCGGGGGGUGAUGAGCGGACAAGGAGAGGGGAUGGAAAAUUAUGA
Aspergillus glaucus CBS 516.65 is the source of this 639-nucleotide messenger RNA. Its product is annotated as HIT family protein. The record is from RefSeq and is a predicted model, not a curated record. NCBI's taxonomy places the organism in Eukaryota, Fungi, Ascomycota, Eurotiomycetes, Eurotiales, Aspergillaceae. Gene Ontology annotation, biological process: nucleotide metabolic process. The transcript is spliced from 4 exons. The coding region runs from base 1 to 639 and encodes 212 amino acids. Gene Ontology annotation, molecular function: catalytic activity.